Molecule: messenger RNA, 1353 nt
Organism: Lachancea dasiensis
Lineage: Eukaryota; Fungi; Ascomycota; Saccharomycetes; Saccharomycetales; Saccharomycetaceae
Source: the annotation of a GenBank genome assembly
AUGAUUUGUCUGGUGGGACAUUUAUUAGCCCAAGGGGGAUCCGAUGCGCACGCAACCUUUCUUCCACAUAAGAACAACUACUUUGUGAUCCAAAUUACGGAAUAUAAAGCUGUGAUUCGGCCACUUUGCAGUAUCUUCGACCACACUUUGAAUCGGAGAAACCAACCAACCGCUGAGAAAUCCGCUUUCGUAUUUUCAUUUUUGAACAGUGGUACUCCUAAGGAAAUGACAACCCAAGCCAUGCCUGCGAAGAAGAAAACCUUAAAGGCUUCCGACGACAAGACGUGGAGUGUCGUGAGCUUCAACAAUAAUGCCGUUUGUCAGCAAAGCGGCCAGGUUUCAAUUCAAACAAUAUCCGAGGAGGGUUUGUGUGACGACGUUUUAUCAAACACCAGUUCAGACGAGUCCGAACUACCAGUUAAUCCACUCAGGGCUUCUGCAGUGACAGAAUAUGGAUACGAUACUUUGGUGGUUCAAGGAGACGAACCUAGCGGCUUGCAGGGCCUUUCUCCUACUGAGGACCAGCGCUCUCGGUUCUUGCCAGUUUUUAGUCCCUUGACGGACAAUCGCGUGACAAGAGCCCUUUCUGGUUUGCAUGCUUGGCAAAUUGUUCUACUGACAUCAUCUACUACGUUGUUUCUCUCCUAUCUUAUUCAAACCGCCUUGCAAAAUCCCUUAGCGAGCUCUGUGGAAAGUCCCUCUACUACGCCGUACUUCACGAAUCAUGGCGCAACCUACCGGGAUGUUGACUUUGUUCUGCCAUUUGGUGACAUUACUGGUGGUAGCAGCAAGUAUAUUGUGGAUUUUGAGAAUCGUGUUGCGUACCCAAUUGUUCCAGACGUGUCGCUGUGGGAGUCUGCCAAAGUUGAGGCUACUCAGAUAGCCUUAACUCUUCAUUCCAGCAUUUGCAAUUUUCGGAGUGGGAUGAUACAGACAUUCGCAGAUCGUUUUGAGUCUGCAAACUCUUCAAUUCUCAGAAAAUGGACUAAUCGUAAAGCUCCUAUAUUUUCUAGGCUUCAUUCAGGUCUCGAACGUUGCAAAACCUUCACAAGUUCGGUUAACGCGAUGUAUCGACCCCAUAUAAACAAUGCUUUCCGGUCUGUCAAUAAAAAGUGCCGAGUAAGCUUUGGCCGUUAUUUGACCUCUGCACAAGGUAGUUUUUCUCUUUGUGCAUCAGAUAUAAAGUCCGUGGUACAGAGAGUGAAACAUAUGGUUCCGGAGAUCAAGACAGUCUGGCUGGGUACUCUUGAUGCUACCAACCGAUUUAAAGGAAAAACGAGCCAUAUCGUGAUUGAUAAAUGGAAUAAUACAAUGAAAAUGUUACGUUUCAAGGGCUCCGGUACUCAAGAUUGA